AUGAACUCCUGGAUCCGCCACUGCAUAGGUACUUGCAUAUUAGGUGUGGAAGUGGCGGAGAGAUUCGCUUACUAUGGGAUCAGCUGCAACCUCAUAACUUACCUGACAGGGCCGCUGGGCCAGUCCAUGGCCACGGCGGCCGGGAACGUGAACGCGUGGUCCGGAACGGCGUCGUUGCUUCCGCUUUUGGGGGCAUUCGUGGCCGAUUCUUUUCUGGGCCGCUAUCGCACUAUUGUCAUUGCUUCUCUCAUCUACAUCCUCGGACUAGGCUUGUUGACUCUGUCGGCUAUGCUUCCAUCUUCUCUAAUCACUUCUUCUGACAACUUAGACACCAAAAUCAAACUGAGUUCUUCAAAUCAGGUCCAAGAAAUCUUGUUGUUUGUAUCUCUGUAUAUAGUAGCUGUUGGGCAGGGGGGACACAAGCCUUGUGUUCAGGCUUUUGGGGCGGAUCAGUUUGAUGGGCAAGAUCGGGAGGAGUGCAAAGCCAAAAGAUCAUUCUUCAAUUGGUGGUACUUUGGUGUGUGUGCGGGCAGCACUGUAACAACAGUGAUGAUGAGCUAUAUACAAGACAACCUUAGCUGGGGUCUAGGAUUUGGAUUCCCCUGUUUUGUGAUGGUCUUUGCUUUGGGUGUCUUUUUGCUCGGUACUAGUACUUACCGGUAUAGUGUCAAAGGGAAGGGGAAAAGCCCAUUUGUGAGAAUUGGUCGUGUGUUUGUUGCUGCACUGAGGAACUGGCGGACCACCCCUUCAGCUUUAGCUACUGAAGAGGAAGUUGGUAGAGAUCUCCGGCACCAUAGCUCCGAACCAUUCAAGUUCCUCAACAAAGCCUUGCCGUCUGCAGAUGGUUCAAAACGAGAAGGCGAGGUUUGUACUAUCAUUGAGGUUGAAGAAGCAAAGGCAGCUCUUAGGCUUAUUCCAAUUUGGGCGACAAGCUUGGGGUACGGCAUUGUGUUAGCACAAGUCUCAACUUUCUUCACCAAGCAAGGGGCUACCAUGGAUAGAACAAUUUUUCCUGGUUUCAACAUGCCAGCGGCUUCACUACAAUGCUUCAUGGGCCUAGCCGUUGUACUUUUCAUUCCCAUAUAUGACUUGAUUUUUGUUCCUACAGCAAGAACUUUCACCAGGAAGCUUAAUGGCAUCACGCUGCUGCAGAGGAUUGGAACUGGGAUGUUUCUAUCUGUCAUGUGCAUGGUUGUUGCAGCUCAAAUUGAGAUGAAAAGGCUCAAAACAGCUCAAGAAUAUGGGCUGGUUGACAUGCCCGAUGUGACCAUUCCAAUGAGUAUUUUGUGGUUGGUUCCUCAAUACGUUUUGUGUGGGGUUGCUGAUGUUUUCACCAUGGUUGGUCUGCAAGAAUUCUUCUAUGAUCAAGUCCCAAUUGAAUUGAGGAGUGUGGGUCUCGCCCUCUAUCUCUGCAUUAUUGGUGCAGGAAAUUUUUUAAGCAGCUUUCUUGUUUCCGCAAUUGAAGAAGUAACUGGCGGGGAUGGGCGAGAUAAUUGGUUUGCUGAUAAUCUUAAUAGGGCACAUCUUGACUAUUUUUACUUGGUGCUUGCUGGAAUCAGUGUAGUUGCAUUCGCUGCAUACUUGUAUUUUGCAAAAUCUUACAUUUAUAAUAGGCGAAGUAUAUGCUGA
This is a messenger RNA of Corylus avellana, 1629 nucleotides long. NCBI's taxonomy places the organism in Eukaryota, Viridiplantae, Streptophyta, Magnoliopsida, Fagales, Betulaceae. The record is from RefSeq and is a predicted model, not a curated record.